AUGGCACAGAGUGAUUUCUCCGACGAUGACUUUGAGGAUGCUUUCAUGUCUUCUGAGGCAGCAAAAAGUAUCGGAAUUCAGCCAUGUGAAAAAAAUACCAUCAAGGUUCUGGAAGAUUUCGGGUUCUCUUUCAGACCGUACGAGAUACAGCAGUGUUUCAUGCAAGAAAUGUACAAAGUUUUGGAAAAUGGCCGGAUCGGCAUAUUCGAAAGUCCAACGGGCACAGGCAAGUCGCUGAGUCUGCUGUGCGCUUCCAUAUCUUGGUUGAAGAACUUCGAAGCGAUGCAUCUUGCCGAGAUGCAAAGACUUACUGAGAACAAUUCUUCCAAAACCGAUACCAGCAACUGGUUGGAGGAGUUCGAACAAGAGAAAGAACUAAAGCAGUUGAGGUUCGAGGCUGAGGCUGAACUGAAAAAACGUCAGGAGCUGGGAGAACGAUUAAAACAUGCCAAUGAAUCGUUAAUGGGUAAGCAGUAA
Molecule: messenger RNA, 477 nt
Organism: Soboliphyme baturini
Lineage: Eukaryota; Metazoa; Nematoda; Enoplea; Dioctophymatida; Soboliphymatidae
Source: the annotation of a GenBank genome assembly